CCAGACGAUCCAGACUCGAAAAUGUCAUUUUCCCAUCGGGAAAAACUGGAAUUUGUUUGCGAAAAUGCGAGAUAACAAAGUAACCACAACGUGGCUCAGGAAAUGUAGUUUCUUCCAAAAGAGCUGGAUUUCCUGACAAACGCAGACGACGCCCAAACAUAUCCGAAUAUAAUAUUCAAAAAAAAAACAGAAAUCAACAGCAUCCAAGCGGCAGGUUUUUCUUUAAAAUGGGCAGUACCUCUUCCAAAUUCAAGAAAAACCUCCAACAUGGCGACGAGUAUGCUGCUAUGAAAAUCUAUCAAAACACACCCGAACUUAGAAAGUACUUCAAUCCGAAUUCGAGCUAUGGAGAAAGUCAUCAUCACAACACCUCCCUGCAUUAUGCAGCCAAACAUGGCAUGAAGCAUUUACUUAGAGCAUUUCUCAACGAUCUGGGAGGCAAUCCCAACAAGAAAAACAUCUUCAACGAGACGGUACUGCACUGCGCCUGUCACAUCAUUCACAACACGAACUACAGUGCGCAGGAUAGACGCGCAGCUUGCGUUCAACUGUUAAUCCAUUGGCGUGGUUCGAAACUGAGCGAUGGGAACAGGGAAAAAAUUGAUUUGUCAGCACAAGAUCAGGUAAAGUAA
Messenger RNA from Sitophilus oryzae (rice weevil), 632 nucleotides. RefSeq names its product ankyrin repeat and IBR domain-containing protein 1-like. Gene Ontology annotation, molecular function: protein binding. The record is from RefSeq and is a predicted model, not a curated record. Lineage: Eukaryota; Metazoa; Arthropoda; Insecta; Coleoptera; Curculionidae. The transcript is spliced from 3 exons. Bases 228 to 632 code for a protein of 134 amino acids.